Messenger RNA from Teleopsis dalmanni, 2215 nucleotides. RefSeq names its product protein male-specific lethal-3 (gene msl-3). The record is from RefSeq and is a predicted model, not a curated record. The transcript has 7 exons. Lineage: Eukaryota; Metazoa; Arthropoda; Insecta; Diptera; Diopsidae. Gene Ontology annotation, biological process: regulation of DNA-templated transcription; chromatin organization. Gene Ontology annotation, cellular component: NuA4 histone acetyltransferase complex; nucleus; MSL complex. Bases 71 to 2101 code for a protein of 676 amino acids.
UGUAACUACAAUAUUAAAUAAAUUAAAUAAUAUACACAUUAUGUGAAUUAUGUUAUACUAAUGGGGUAUAAUGGUGUCAACUCGGGGUCCAAGGUCACGAUACUUUGAAAAGGGAGAGCUUGUACUUUGUUACGAACCAGAUGUAACAAAAGCUAAAGUUUUGUAUGAUUCGAAGAUUUUAGGCAUUUACGAAACAAAAGAUAAGCGUGGACGUAAGAUUAUACAAUAUAAAGUACAUUUUCAAGGCUGGAGUAGCUCUUGGGAUCGUAAAGUUAACGCAGAUUUUGUACUUAAAGACACUGAAGAAAAUCGACAGCUGCAGAGGGAUUUAGCUGAAAAGGCGCAUUUGCAACUGGGGGCAUAUCUGUAUCGUAAAGAACGCAGCAGCAGCAGCAGCAAUAAUAAAAAAAGAACUCGAAAAAUUAUAAUAAAUCGUGAGCGUGGAAAUUCAGCAGAGCACUCUUCAGCAUCAUCUGUAGUAACUGGUGAAGAAUCAAAUACAGUAAAAACUACAACACCAGAAGCGUCGGAUGAAAAAAUUAUAACGGAUGAAAAGCAUGAAGAGGGAAUUAUGAAAGAUGUGGAGGGAGAUAGUUGCGGAAGCUCCUUUGAGGGUUCUUGUGAUGAUAAGCGUGUUUUGUUGCGCAUUAGUGAACGUUUGCGUCAAUAUUUGGAAUAUGAUCAUGACAUGAUAGUUAGUGGCAGAAAGUAUGUGCUACCUGCGCGAGUUCCAAUUAUUACGAUAUUAGAUAAUUUCGUACGACAAACCACAGUAAAUAUGAUAUUUUCGGCUACACAAAAUGAGAACACGCGACGUCGCACAAUGUUACGGAACGACAAAAAAGAACGAGAGUACGACAAACUAUUGUCAUCUGUUAAUCUGCUUAAGGAAAUUGCCGAUGGCUUACGUAUAUAUUUUGAUUUUACCCUUGUUGAUUAUUUACUUUACAAUGAGGAAAGAGAAUAUAUUGAGUCUGUACUAAGUGAGGAAUUGUUAAAAAAUUUUACAUAUAUACCGGUUAAUGGUCUACUACCGAAUAACAAUAACAAUGAUAUUGACCAGAUUCCAACACCGAUUACAGAUAUUGGUACUGAAUCACAAUCGUCAUUAAUAACUAGUGAACCUACGACUGGAACAGCUACUGAUGGUACUACACCCACUUCUAUUGAGGAGCCACUAAAACGUAAAUUACGUUCUCAUCGUAGUGAAGACGGUGAAAAUUGUUUAUCCAGCGUAGCCAGCAACAGUUCAGGUGCUUCGACACCUUUACAUACGAAUGGUAUUAAUCCGGAUGCUAACUAUUCUAAGUGUUUAGAAACAAUGACACCCAAUUUACCAACACAAAUUAAUACAUUUUUACAAGAAGUGCUAUUAUGGCGAAUGAUUCCAGAAAGCUCUGUUCCUAUGCCAUGUAUGAUUUUCGGUGCACCACAUUUAGGUCGUUUGCUGGUUAAAUUACCGGAAUUUUUAAAUGCAUCUACAAUUGCUGAUGAGAAAUUAAAGCUUUUAUUGACGAACUUGGAUACUUUUAUCAAUUAUUUAGAAUCACGAAAAGAAUGGUUUGCAGAGGAUAAUUACAUGCCCGAAUCAAAUUCAAAUAGAACACCUAACGAAAGUAAAUUUAUAGAAAUUAAACAACAAACAAGUAGUCCACAAUCAGAAGAGCAAUACAAAAAUGGUGAGAAAGGCGAAGAUAUUGAGUCUAUACUUGAAAUCACAGAGGAACAAGAUCAACAUGAAAAUGGUUAUAAAAAGCACAUCUAUCAUAUUAGAAAAGAUGUGGAGUAUAAUGAUGUUAUACAUGACGAUGAUAUAGAACUAAUUGAACAUGAAUUGGAAUUUGAAGUGGAAACUCAUGAGGAUUAUGGUAGCCCAAAAGAAAAAAGAGAAAGAAGUACUGCUCCAACAGAUGAGAAUAGAAUGGACGUAGAUGAAAUUGAAAAGAAAAAUUUGAAUGAUGUUAAACCAGAAGUAUUAGAAGUUGACGAUGAUAUUGUCUAUCAAUUGGAUGAAAGUUUAAAUAGUGAAGCACUUAAAGAAGAAACAAAUGUUAAAGCUGAGCAUGACAAAGAAAUCUGUGAAGUAACUAUAGUAACUUAAAACUAUUUGUUUUUAGUACUUGAAGUAGAUGUUGAUUAUGUAUUGUACAUAUAAAAAUGUAGAAAUAUAUGAUUUUAAAGAACACUCUAAUACAAAAAGGCAAUGAAAAAGUAC